ACACUUUGUUUUUAUCACAGUGAUAUCCCUGGGGCACGUGUUUUCUUUCCUCAUACCCUAAGGAUGAUGGAUUUAUGAGAUGGAGGGCACACACCCAGUGUCUCCAAGGCCAGCUCCACUGGGUAACUUUCCACUCCAGACCGCGGGUCUUCAGUCCUCACACCAGCUUCCUGUGCCUCAAGGUUCCGGGCCAUUCAAGGGCAGGAGACAGCAGAGUGGAAUUUGCAGUGUCCUGGAUAUGGUGUAGAACUUCGUCCCACAGACAGGUUGCCUGGGGACUUUGUUGGGACCAGAGUGCUCUGAAUCACCAUGUCCCACCUACCUCUGGGGGGCUCAGGACACUGAAGACCAGAACCUUGCUCAGGCUCCCACAAAAAUUAUACACUGGAGAUUUACACUGGGGAUUUAGCUCUGUGGUUCCACCACCUGCCUUGCAAGCGCAAAGACUUGAUUUUGAUCCCCAGUACCCUCCAAAAAAUUAUACACUGGAUCUAGGGCUGGAACCCCAAGAGAGGUAGGGGCAUGACCACUUGUUUUGGAGGCUGUCCCAAGUGCACAUUCCAGGACCAUCAUCUGUAAGCUGUGUGACCCAAGGCAAAUUGCUUUAGAUCUCUGGGCCUCCAUCUUCUCAUCUUUAGAAUAAAGAUAAUGAUGACAUCUCCUUCCUUCAUGAGCUUGUGACAAUGACUACCUAGGAGAUUCCACAAGAAGUCUGAGCCCAGCAGAAGAUGAAGACUCCAAAAGUAGCCAUGAUCUUUCUUUUUGGAGACAAGGAGUCUGUGCUCCCAAAAUUGGUGGAGAGAGGGCUGGACAUUAGGACCAAAUGUCCUGCUGUGUUGCACGUCUUAACCCCUGGAGAUGGAUUACUUAUGCAAUUGCUGUUGCAAUAGAGAAACAAUUCCAUAUUAUGUCCAAGAGCAUGCAUGGGCUUUGGAUUCAGGUGUGACUGUGCCCUUUACCUGCACCAUGACCUUGGGCCACCGCUCCUCACAGGGCACAGUGUCCUUGUCUGUGAAAUGGGCUCACAGGGCUCUAGAGAGCUCAGACCCCAGUCCCCCGGCACGCCUUCUGGCCACCCGGCCCUGCUGCGGUCCCGGCCCCGACCGGCGCCCAGUCCUGGGUGAGGCCCCGCGCUUCCAUGCUCAGGCCAAGGGCAAGAACGUGCGGCUGGACGGCCAUUCACGCCGGGCCACGCGGCGCAACAGCUUCUGCAACGGCGUCACAUUCACGCAGCGGCCCAUCCGCCUGUACGAACAGGUGCGGCUGCGCCUGGUGGCCGUGCGCCCUGGCUGGAGUGGUGCGCUGCGCUUUGGCUUCACGGUGCACGAUCCUUCACUCAUGAGCGCGCAGGACAUCCCUAAGUACGCUUGCCCCGACCUGGUCACACGGCCUGGCUACUGGGCCAAGGCGCUUCCUGAGAACCUGGCACUACGCGACACGGUGCUGGCCUACUGGGCCGACCGCCAUGGCCGCGUCUUCUACAGCGUCAAUGACGGCGAGCCCGUGCUCUUCCACUGCGGAGUGGCCGUGGGCGGCCCGCUCUGGGCUCUCAUCGACGUCUAUGGCAUCACCGACGAGGUGCAGCUCCUUGGUACCCUGCAGUCCAGUCCCGCAACUACAACUCCGUCAGGCUCCUUCAGUGGCUCCCAGGACGAUAGCGAUUCAGACAUGACCUUCAGUGUCAACCAGUCCUCCUCGGCGUCAGAGUCAUCCUUGGUGACAGCCCCCAGCUCCCCACUGAGUCCCCCGGUGUCCCCAGCAUGCUCCGCACCAGAGCCAGCGGGCAGCAAGAACGGCGAGUGCACGGUGUGCUUUGACAGCGAGGUGGACACUGUCAUCUACACAUGCGGACACAUGUGCCUGUGCCACAGCUGCGGCCUGCGGCUCAAGAGGCAGGCGCGGGCCUGCUGCCCCAUCUGCCGGCGGCCCAUCAAGGAUGUCAUCAAGAUCUACAGGCCCUAGCCUGGCCCUCCAGCCAGCCUUCGUUGCAGCAAGGUCACCUUUUUGAAGCUCCCACUGGACUGGGCAGCCACCACAGCCACCAGGGAGUCCAAGGGCAGGAGCCAUCUCCUGUGUGCCACUCUCCGAUGGUGGGCAACAUGUGACAGUUGUGGAGACGAGGCCCUGGGGGUCUGAGCCCAGGCAAGAGUUGCUUCUGGCUCAAAGUGCUUUGCCCCCAAAAGGCCAUCCCAAGCGAGCUCAGGAACUGCCUGGUAGAUGCCCUGUCCCGUGGUGACCUUUCAGCUGGGAACCGGCACCCUCUGUCUGUGCAAUGCUUCUUUCUGGGGUUGGGUUGAGUGUGUGAGGGGGGGGGAGGGGAGACCACACGGAGAGAGAAUGUGAGGAGAGAGCCAGGAAUGCAUAGGUCUUUUAUGUAGGGAUCCUGGAUCUAGGAGGUUAUUUAACACUAAGGACUGUGCAGUCCAGAGCCCAAAUGUCAGUGCAACUAGAAACUUCAUUUUCUGGGGCUGGGACAGAAGCUGGUUUUGAGUGUACAUGGUCUGAACUUACACAGCACUCUCUUGGAUGGUAUAGAAAAGAGGAACUGAGAUUUUCUAAGGAGAGGUAAAAAAUAACUCAUUGUUUACAGCUCCGAAGCAGCCGCUCUUGGUGGCAGGAAGGUGGGUGGAGAACAUCGGAGACACUCACUUUUUUUUUUGGUUCUUAGUCUUGGAGGAGCAUUUUCAUGGGUGCUAGGGCUGGACACUCUGGGCUGUGGCAUCUUUUCGCCCUUUGCCCUCAGACUGCAUAAUAAGCACACUGCACCUUGGCUCAUUCCCAGGAUGCUUUCAAUCUUUAUUAACACCCUCGCCUUCUCCAAGGAGAAGACUGGAGGAGGCACUUUUGUCCUGGGGAGAGGGAGGACCUUAGAGGCAGGUGAUUUACAUGGAACUUGGGAAUGCCACCACAGGGCACAGACAGCUCUCCAUAUUUCCAGGGGUGGCCCCUGGGCCUGGCACUAAGGGGCUGUGGCAUUUCUGGGGCUAGAAGCUGCCACCAGAAGGAUGAGGGGCACCAGGCUUUGUAAUGUUCCUUGUUCUGAUUUCUGGCCUCUCUUCCCUUUCCAUUACAAAGGUGUGAACUGAGGAGUAGUUAACUAAUCAUUGAGAUGUUAACUGAAAGUGCUGACACUGGGAUUCUUCCUCUUCCGAGAUCUGCUUGCUUGUGUUUCCCACAACCCUGGCCCUGACAUCAGGCCCUCACCCAGCCCAUCUCUGCAGACCCCAUCUAUGCAGGACCUGGGGCUCGUGGGCUGACUCGCCUGCUCCUCCUUUCCUGCCCCAGCCUGGGCUCCCCCUCUGUCCUGUUCCAAGCCGCGCCUUUAGGGCAGUUCCUUGGCCUUUUUGUUUCUGGGUUCCUAAUUAGAAGUCAAGCACUGCUCUUCUCUUAGCUCUUAGGAGAAAGGGCCCAGCAUUCUAAAAAGUUUAAGCUAGGUUGCAAAGAACAAUUAGCAUUUUUCUUUUUUUCUUUUUUGGUAUGGGGAUCAAACUCGGGACCUUGCACUUGCCAGGCAGGUGUAGCACCACUGAGCUAAAUUCCAGGCCCAGUUAGCAUUUUUCUUAGAACUCCUAAUCACUUCAUCUCUUGCUGAAAGAGGGAGAAAGGGAGAGAAAAAUGUUCAGGGAAUUGUUGCAUUCAUUUAACAACCCCUUGCUGGGAGCCAGGCUAGGCUAGGCCUCCUGAGAUCCUGUCCCAGAGAUCAGCCCAUGCCCCCUGCCCCGGGAUGCUGGAGGUCCUGGGCCAAGUGCUUUUUCUCUGGCUAGGAGUGGUUCUGGUUUUCUGACCUGAUCUUCAGAAGCACCACUCUCUUACCCAGCCAGACGCCCUGAUCUCUGACUUUCCCUUGAUGGAUCUGCCCACAUUUUACCUUUGCAGCAAAAUCUUUUGAGGAGAUGCUAGAACCUCAGUGUUUGCUACGGUAAGAGUUUAAGGAUCAGGCAGCCCUGGGUGCCCAGCUGAAUUUGCUCAGCAGGACUCUUUCAUUUCCCUGUGUGCUGGGUGGUGCGGCCAAAGCCACCAUAGGCUCCGUCCCCCAACCAGAUUGAGACCGUCACAAAUGCUGACAGCACCAGUGGCCUGGGAGAGCUGGCUGCCUCCUUCCUGCCCCCUGCCAUUCCCAGCUGACCCCUUACUUCCAGCAGAGGUCACAUGUAGCCACCACCAGGAAACCAGUGCUGAGGGCCGGACUGAGGGUGGACCCAGCAUGCUGCUGGUGACCUGUUACCUGGAAAGAAAGGAGCCACUGGCCUGUUUAACCUGCUCUGCAGCCGCUACAAAGAGCCUCCCUGUUUUCCAGAGGCGCUAAGGGGGUGUUUAUGUUCUAAAAAACCAGACAUUUCCUGAUACUUAGGGGAUGGGCACAUCUUCUGCCAUGCUUCAUCUGAAGAAGGGGUGGGGAAGGAGGAAA
Messenger RNA from Fukomys damarensis (Damara mole-rat), 4408 nucleotides. RefSeq names its product neuralized E3 ubiquitin protein ligase 1B (gene Neurl1b). Gene Ontology annotation, molecular function: ubiquitin protein ligase activity. The transcript has 4 exons. Gene Ontology annotation, cellular component: early endosome. NCBI's taxonomy places the organism in Eukaryota, Metazoa, Chordata, Mammalia, Rodentia, Bathyergidae. The record is from RefSeq and is a predicted model, not a curated record. Gene Ontology annotation, biological process: ubiquitin-dependent endocytosis. The coding region runs from base 859 to 1962 and encodes 367 amino acids.